AUGCAACUAUGCGUGUUCGGUCGAUGUGCAACAACUGUAUGGUUUGUAAAAGUUGUUUUUGUUAACUUUUUUUUUUUUCCUUCCCAAAUUAAAAGACGCAGUCAUUGGUGUAUCCUUCCAAACGAUGGACAGUCACGGGGUUGACAAGGGCAGGAUAUUUGAAGAAAUAGAGGACUUUGUCCUCCACGUAAUGUCCUGGUUGCUAAGCUUUGACGUGGAUAUUUUUAAGGCCAACUCGGAGAAGCAGUACCCCCGCGCCCUCCUCAACCGGCGCCUCGUGGGGCUCUGCAGGACCGUAUCCGUCGUACAGCUCGUCAACGAUAUGGUCAUUCAGGACAAGAGCUGCACGCAGAGGGAAAUAUACUACAAGCUGUACAACCUCUUCAGCGAGCAGUGCCAAACGAAUCGGCACAUCCUGCACGUUUGCCACAUCUUGGGAUUCCCCAGGGCAUCCCUAAAUGUCUAUGCCUCGGAAAAAGGGUGCAUAGGCGGUCUCCUCGUGCUUCGAAAAAAGAACGAGCGUUUGAAUCUGAACGAAUUGGAAAACGGUUUAAUGAUUAAUGACAGCCUUUUAAAAGUCGAUCGCGUGGAGAGUCAAGCAAACUACAUACUCGUGGUGGAAAAAUAUUCGCUAUAUCAAAAGCUUUGCGAAAAGGAGAUAUGGAAUAUUUUGCCCUGCAUUUUAAUAACCGGAAAGGGAGUGCCUGAUUUUUCCACUCGGAAAAUUAUUUGCGAGCUCGUGGAACUCUUCCAGCUGGAGUGCGUCUACGUGGGAGACUACGACCCCUACGGCUUCCGAAUAUACUUGAGCUACAAGGAGGGCUGCAAAACCAACGAAGAUGCCAUCUUCGCUUGUACCGAUAUGCGAUGGGUUGGAAUGAAUUCACAGGACAUGGACCUUAUCCCCAAAGAGGCCCUCCUGGAGUUAUCCAAGCGGGACAAAAAUGUUUUGCGCAAUAUGCUAAAUGGUGACAGACUCAGGUGCAGUGCAAAGGUGAGAAAGGAAAUCACUCAAAUGGAAAAGCUGAGUCGAAAAUUUGAAAUAGAGGCGAUGGAGUCUUUGGGCAUGGAUUUUUUCAUCCGGCAGUAUUUGAUAAGAAGGGUAAUGCGGCGGGAGUGGGCCUCCUGA
Molecule: messenger RNA, 1129 nt
Organism: Plasmodium cynomolgi strain B
Lineage: Eukaryota; Apicomplexa; Aconoidasida; Haemosporida; Plasmodiidae
Product: topoisomerase
Exons: 9
Coding region: 125-1129 (334 amino acids)
Biological process (GO): meiotic DNA double-strand break processing; reciprocal meiotic recombination; meiotic DNA double-strand break formation
Cellular component (GO): nuclear chromosome
Molecular function (GO): DNA binding; DNA topoisomerase type II (double strand cut, ATP-hydrolyzing) activity; ATP binding
Source: RefSeq, a predicted model, not a curated record